AUGGCAGAGAUUAAUAUCGGAGCGACUUCCUGGCGCCGUGUCGAGGUCGGCCGCGUGCUGAAGCUCGAGAGCGGCAGCCUCGCCGCCAUUGUCGAGAUCAUCGACCACAAGCGUGCUCUCGUCGACGGCCCCUCCUCAGACCCCAAGCUCGCGACGCCCCGUGGCCCCGUCCAGCUGGCCAAGACCCUCCUCACACCUAUCGUGAUCGAGAAGCUUCCCCGCGGCGCGCGGACGGGUGCCGUCAAGAAGGCGUGGGAGGCUGCUGGUGUCGAUGCUAAGUGGAAGGAGGGCAACUGGGCCAAGAAGCAGCUGCAGCAGGAGCGCCGCCAGUCCCUCACCGAUUUCGACCGGUUCAAGGUUAUGCGGUUGAAGAAGCAGAGGCGGUUCGAGGAGCGCAAGGCCCUGGCCAAGGUCAAGGCUGCUGCAUGA
Molecule: messenger RNA, 429 nt
Organism: Canariomyces notabilis
Lineage: Eukaryota; Fungi; Ascomycota; Sordariomycetes; Sordariales; Chaetomiaceae
Exons: 2
Coding region: 1-429 (142 amino acids)
Biological process (GO): ribosomal large subunit biogenesis; translation
Cellular component (GO): cytosolic large ribosomal subunit; ribosome
Molecular function (GO): RNA binding; structural constituent of ribosome
Source: RefSeq, a predicted model, not a curated record